GAGAGACAGAAAGAGAGAGAGGGAAAGAAAGAGCGCGCGCGCGCGUUCUGAGCAAAGCGGCAGUACGCGCGAGUGGCGGGAAAAGAAUGCCCAUCUCCUGAGUAAUAACGAGCGGAUUGGCGCGCUUUCUCCUGACAGAGGUACGACACGAGCAGACUGUCAUUGUGGUCAUGGGUGGCAGCGGCGCGCUCCCUCGCGUGGAGUGUUUUCCCUGUCAGUGUUGCUGCUGCUGCUGGAAAUGGCGCUGUGAUGCUCAGCAAGGAAGACGCAGUUGAAGCCGAUGCCAGGGAGCGGGAGGAGAGUCUAAACUGUUAUUAUUAGCGUUACCUGCGCGUGUCUUUCGGUGCGGAUUUUUGUGUUGUAAAAAAAGCGGUCAACAGUACCAUGGUGAAUUACCAGAAAUACAUAACUGUAAUGCAGCUGGCUCUAGGGGUGACUGCCUACAACAGAGAGCGUAGCCUGCCUCCCAGAAAACAUAUGUGGGUCUUCCCCAAACACGACAAAGACAAAUACGGCCCUGCAGUUUACUACCCCAAGAUCAGCGCAUUCAUCGGCACCCCAGAAUCCGUCUCAGUGCUGGAUGAGUCGGAGGGAUCUGCGCACGGCAAGCCAUCCCUGCGCAGAAUCAAAGGCCGAAUUCACCGCAGCAAGAGCCUGGACAGCAUCGACCUGCUGGACUCAAAUAGCGGAGCAAUGGACGAGACAGUAAUAUGGGAACAGCACACUGUAACUCUACACAGGGCGCCAGGGUUCGGCUUCGGGAUCGCUAUCUCAGGUGGUAGGGAUAACCCACACUUUCAGAGCGGAGAGACGUCUAUCGUCAUAUCAGAUGUUCUGAAAGGAGGCCCAGCUGAGGGCUUACUGCAAGAGAAUGACAGAGUGGUGACGGUCAACUCCGUCUCUAUGGACAACGUGGAUCACGCGUAUGCAGUGCAGCAGCUCCGGAAAAGUGGGAAGAAUGCAAAAAUCACCAUCAGGAGAAAGCGGAAGGUUCAAGUGCCCAUGGGCCGGCCGGGCGAGCGCGAGACCAUGUCGGAGCACGACGAGGACGAUGACAGCUACGAGGAUGAGAUCUACGAAGCCCGAAGCGCACAGAGUGGGCAGAGUGCCUACAGCGGGGGCGGAGCCACGGGCCGGAGGAGCAGCAGGGGUGACCGGCUGAGCGGGAGGAGGGACCGAGACAGAGAGCGCAGCGGCUCCAGAGAGAGGAGUCUGUCCCCACGCUCGGACCGCCACUCUGUGUCCUCCAACCUCCCUCCACGCCCAGCCAAGGUCACCCUUAUCAAAUCCCGCAAAAAUGAAGCAGAAUACGGGCUUCGCCUGGCCAGCCACAUCUUCGUAAAGGACAUUUCCCCCGAGAGCCUGGCGGCCCGAGACGGAAACAUACAGGAGGGUGAUGUGGUGCUCAAGAUUAAUGGCACAGUGACGGAGAACCUGUCCCUGAUCGAUGCCAAGAAGCUGAUCGAGAGGUCAAAGGGCAAGCUGAAGAUGGUGGUCCAGAGGGACGAGAGAGCCACGCUGCUCCAUAUCCCAGAUCUAGAUGACAGUAUUCCCUCAGCGAACGCUUCUGAUCGAGAUGAUAUUUCAGACAUCCACUCCGUGGCCUCCGAUCAUUCCAACCGAUCUCAUGACCGGAAGAGGAGCAGUCGUUCUCGUUCUCCGGACCGCCGCUCAGAGCCGUCAGACCACUCCAGACACUCGCCUCCUCAGAUCAGCAACGGCAGGGCCGCAGGGCCGACGUCUCAGAGAAACCGGCCAGUCCACAGGAGUCGUGAUGAGGAGAGGAUCUCGAAGGCUGGGCCGCUGCCCAUACCUGCUAAGAUGGUGGAGGAGAUGUCGAAAGAGCAGAGCGCGAGCAGAGAAGAGAAACAGCUCCCCCCUCUGCCAGAGCCCAAGCCUGUGUAUGCCCAGCCUGGUCAGCCCGACGUUGACCUGCCCGUUAGCCCGGCAGAUGCACCUGUGCCCAGCGUCACCCCUGAUGACAGCAUCCUACGGCCGAGCAUGAAGCUGGUGAAGUUUAAGAAGGGCGAGAGCGUCGGGUUGAGGCUCGCUGGCGGGAAUGACGUUGGGAUAUUUGUGGCGGGUGUACUGGAGGACAGUCCUGCUGCUAAAGAAGGUCUGGAGGAGGGAGACCAGAUUCUCAGGGUAAACAAUGUGGACUUCGCAAACAUCAUCCGUGAGGAGGCAGUGCUGUUUCUGCUAGACCUGCCCAAAGGAGAGGAGGUCACCAUCCUGGCCCAGAAAAAAAAAGAUGUGUACAGACGCAUUGUUGAGUCCGACGUGGGAGACUCAUUCUACAUCAGGACCCAUUUCGAGUACGAGAAGGAGUCACCCUACGGCCUGAGCUUCAAUAAGGGCGAGGUCUUCAGGGUGGUCGAUACCCUUUACAACGGCAAGCUGGGAUCCUGGCUGGCCAUCCGCAUUGGCAAGAACCACCAGGAGGUGGAAAGGGGCAUCAUCCCUAACAAAAACAGAGCCGAGCAGCUAUCGAGCGUACAGUACACUUUACCAAAAACCCCAGGAGGGGAUCGUGCCGAUUUCUGGCGCUUCCGUGGGCUGCGGAGCUCCAAGAGGAACCUGAGGAAGAGCAGAGAGGACCUUUCUGCUCAGCCCGUCCAAACCAAGUUCCCCGCUUAUGAGAGAGUGGUGCUCAGAGAAGCUGGUUUCCUGAGGCCUGUGGUCAUUUUCGGGCCCAUUGCGGACGUGGCACGAGAGAAACUGUCCAGAGAGGAGACUGAUCUCUUUGAACUCGCAAAGAGCGAACCUAGAGAUGCUGGCACGGACCAGCGCAGCUCCGGAAUCAUCCGUCUCCAUACCAUUAAACAGAUCAUUGACCGAGACAAACACGCAGUGCUGGACAUCACCCCCAACGCGGUGGAUCGGCUGAACUACGCUCAGUGGUACCCCAUUGUGGUGUUCCUCAAUCCGGACAGCAAGCAGGGAGUGAAGAACAUGAGGACCAGACUGUGUUCCGAAUCCAGGAAGAGCGCCAGGAAGCUAUAUGAGCGCGCUCUCAAACUGAGGAAAAACAAUAAUCACCUCUUCACCACUACCAUUAACCUGAAUAACAUGAAUGACGGCUGGUACGGCGCUUUAAAAGAGACCACCCAACAGCAGCAGAACCAGUUGGUCUGGGUCUCCGAGGGCAAGGCAGACGGCGCUCCUGACGAUGACCUCGACAUCCACGACGACCGCCUGUCCUACCUCUCGGCGCCAGGGAGCGAGUACAGCAUGUACAGCACCGACAGCCGCCACACCUCCGACUACGAAGACACGGACACGGAAGGCGGGGCCUACACCGACCAGGAGCUGGACGAGACCAUGAAUGAUGAGGUGGGCCUGCCAAGCGAGCCGGCCAUUACACGGUCAUCCGAGCCCGUCCGGGAGGACCCGCCGGUCAUCCAGGAACCAGCAGGGUACCCGAGCUACCAGCAUGCUGUAGCCCAAGCAGAACCGGUGAAUCGCAUCGACCCCGCCGGGUUUAAAAUGGCAGCGCCACAGCAGCAAACUCAGGCCGCUCUGGCCUCACCACCCCCUCCCUCAUCAGUGGCUGCAACGUCCCCUACCGUCGAACCCGCCACGCCACUAGUGGGUACGAACCCAGAGGAGCCGCCUGUCACCCCUCAGGCCGACUCCCUAAACAGCCCUGCCCCCGUUCCCGACCCCUUGCCCGAACCCGAGCUCGCUCAGCCCCCACCACACGACCCCCACCAGUCGCUUCCUCAUGGCCCAGAUCCAAAGAUGUAUAAAAAGGAUCUGUACAGCAUAGACGAAUCAGUCCGCGUGAACCACGGCGUGAAGCCUCCUCCACCCCCGCAGCAGCAGCCUUUAGCCCCUCCCACCUCGCUCUCCUACAGCCACCAGCCUGUCUACCAGGACCAACAGCCAUACCGCCAGUACGACCAUCCGCCUUACGGCUAUGACGGUGGCGGCUACACACAACAAAAGCCUCACAACUACGACUCGCACCUGCAGUACGAUAACCGUGUGCCUCACUACAACGACCAGUGGCCACCUUACGACCAGCAGCAGACUCCACCCCAACCACCGCCCACGUCCAACUACCCUCAGGGCCACCAGCCUCCCGUGGGUUACGACCUCCGCUCUCCGUACGAAGACGGUCCAACGAGGGACUUUAGCCCACCUCAGUCUCACUACGAUGGGGCGCCCCCUAUGGGUUACGAUAACCGGCCACGGCACCCCAAACCCGCGCCAGUGCGUUACGACGAGCCACCACCUCCCCCUCUCGGAACCUCCUACGAGGCUCGCUCGCCUUACGAACCCGAGCCGCACGGUUUCCCAGGAAACUCACAUCGCUCCCCAGAUCUGUCUAAGCAGUAUUACGGUGAUGCUGGAAUGAGACCGCCGUACAACCCGGGACCUCCGAACCGCGUGUACAAACCAGCUCAGCACGAACCUCUAAUGAACUCGGAACCUCCCGUUCCGCCUCCCAAACCUGAGGUCGUCUUGGCUCCGGUGGAACUUUCUCACCCGGCUGCCUCCAAACCUUUGCCUCCUCCCCCCAGGGAAGACGGCGAUGAUGAUGAUCCUGCCAUGAAGCCCCAGUCUGUGCUCAACAGGGUCAAAAUGUUCGAGAACAAGCGUUCUGUGUCUGUAGAUCGAGCGAAGGACGCUGGAGAUCCAGCAGGAAUGAGGCCGGCAGACAUCCCCAAACCUGCGAGCACCCCUGGUCCUGUGCUGAAAGCCAACUCACUCAGCAAUCUAGAACAGGAAAAACCAUCACACAGAGCCCCAGAGCCUCAGAAACCUCAGAGCCGCGUAGGGGACGAUGUGAUCCGCAACCAUUAUGACCCGGAAGAAGAUGAAGAGUAUUACAGGAAGCAGCUGUCUUACUUUGACCGGCGCAGCUUUGACAGCAAGGGCAUGAGUCAGCCCAACCCAGGAAUCAAUCGCUUCCAGGAGCCGGCCAAACCCUCUCAACCUCAGAUAUCAGCAUAUCCAUUCGCAAGAACGGAGUCUGUAGAGAAGAUUAGCCCUGUGGACAAGAGGUACGAACCUCUGCCGUCUGUCAACCCAUCACCUGCUCCAUACAGCCAGCCAACCCCUGUAGCUCCGCCCACCUCCCUGCCCAAACUCACCAACAUGGAAGUCAAUUCUCUCCCGGAUCCUCACAAUUCUCCCAAAGCCAGACCGGACCUGUCCGCUCUCAGAGCCCCCGCUCGGGACGACCCCAUCCAGACCAAGUCCUCCAUCAACGGCACCGAUGCCCCUCCCAAAACGCUGGGCAUCCCCACUAGCUACAACCGUUGUCCCAAACCUUACACCAGCACCGCCCGGCCCUUUGAGAGGAAGUUCGAAAGCCCCAAAUUCAACCACAACCUGCUUCCCAAUGACACUCAGUCCAAGCCCAGUGUGAACAACAACCUGAAACCUCAGAUCUCGCCGCAGCCCCUGGACACAGACAGCGGGGUGGACACCUUCACGCGCACCAUGGACAACAGGCCCAAAUAUCAGCACAACAACAUCAACGCUGUUCCCAAAGCUGUUCCCGUGAGCCCGAGUGCAUUGGAUGAGGAUGAUGAUGAUGAAGGUCACACGGUGGUGGCUACGGCGCGGGGCGUAUUUAACUGUAACGGUGGAGUGUUGAGCUCUAUAGAGACGGGAGUCAGCAUCAUUAUUCCUCAAGGGGCCAUCCCUGAUAGUGUGGAACAGGAGAUUUACUUCAAAGUGUGUCGAGACAACAGCAUUCUGCCCCCUCUGGACAAAGAGAAAGGAGAAACUCUGCUGAGUCCUCUGGUGAUGUGCGGCCCUCACGGUCUGAAGUUCCUGAAGCCUGUUGAACUGCGUCUACCACACUGUGCGUCUAUGACUCCUGAUGGUUGGUCUUUUGCUCUAAAAUCCUCCGACUCCUCGUCGGGUGACCCCAAAUGCUGGCAAAACAAGUGUCUCCCAGGAGACCCCAACUACCUUGUGGGUGCUAACUGUGUGUCCGUGCUGAUCGAUCACUUCUGAAGAGAGCAACAGCUGGUCUGUUACCCAACGUGAACGGCGAGCAAGAGCGCUUCCCUUCUUCAUCCUCCCCUUCUCCCACUUCUCUUCUCUGAGGGGAAGGGUUUUCAACACAAAGUAUUAAUUCAUCUUCCGUUGGGCUGAAGCAUCAUACCCCAAAAAUAUCUCAGAGGACGAGGAAAGCACUCUCUCCUGUUUGCUUUUUUCUCUCCGUCUCUUUUUUUUGCCUUUUUCUUUACCUUUUGGUGCUUGAAGACUUGCAAAAAUAACUGAAUAAAUAAACUUACGAAGAUAUCGAACUGUCGAAGGAAUGCAUGACCUGUGCCACAGAUGAUCCCAUUUUUGACAUUCGUAGCCUCAUUUGUCUACAGAUGGUAAGAAGCGAGAAAAUGUUCAAAAGAGUUAACGGGAAAUGUAACCGUAUGGAUGUGCUGUCGAGGCCACAAACAGAAAAGCUGAAGUAGACUUUUUGUUAGCUUCACGGUCAUGUGUUUUUCGCAGGACGGCGUAACGGAUCUCUGCGGAUGUGGAAAACAAGCAUGUAGGCUUCUAGAAAAAGAAGAACAAAUGUGACAUUUUAAUGUGAAGGAAUGUGACUGUUGCACUCAUUUGUUAAUGGACUUCCCUCUCCGGAUAAAAAAUGGGCUCUCUCUCUUCUCUCCGUUUUGAAUCGACCUUUUCUAGCGAUGUUUUACCGUAGACGAACAUACUGACUGUGGUUUUCCGAAACUCCUGCUGUUUAGAGAUCUAUGCAUGUGCUAUGACUCAGGUCCAAACGCCUGCUACUAAGUUGAAUACACAAACCUACCCAUCAUACACUGCAAGCAGUGAUGCCUUAUCUGCAUUCUUUUCCUUCUUUUAACCCCAACGACCGGCAAACGUUGAGUUUCUGUUACGGAGGGAAGUUACACGAAGGAUACGAACUUCAUCCCAAUAUUUAGCACACACGAAUUAUUAAAACUGAUCAACCGGUCUGCUUUAUUCCACUGCUAUGCAUAUAAAGAAUAUACGAGAACACUAGGAUAUGUUUAAAUUACAGCUGUAUAUAUUGUGCUAGCAUAUGGCCUUGGUUCGCUGUAAAUUACCUUUUGUACAUCUUUGUUAUUUUGUAUAAAAACGUAACAUGAAAAAAGUUUCUUAAAAAAAAAAGGAAAAGUAUACCAUUGGUUAUGUUUGUAUUCCGGUUACACUUCUGAGCCUUGGAAUUUACUUUAGCAGUACGGAGAAAAUUUAAACGAAUAAAAAAAGUUCAACGAAAAACGACGUUAUCUUUUAUACAAACAUAUAUACAAACACUACGUAGUGGCAUUUUUAACAGUUAUGAAACAUUUUUAUUCUUAUUUACGAGUGCUCGGUUUAUUAUUUAAGAAGGGUCCGUGUUGGCGGCCGGACCCCGGGUUUAUUUGUGAUACCGAAAGCUGUAUUGUGUGCCCUGAAAUGUAUUUUUGUACCGAUAGACAGUUUAUUAAGGCACAUAAAUACGACUGUUUUGAUAUGAUAACGCGGCUUCAGCCUACGUUUAGUUUCUUCUUUGUGUGGCCACAUUUUUUUCGUUUUCUUUCCUUCGCAGCACAUUUUUAAGUAUUCAACUGUAUUAAUAAAUAAAUAAAUUCGAUUUUAAAGUACAAA
This is a messenger RNA of Triplophysa dalaica, 7599 nucleotides long. It is a transcript of the gene tjp1b, whose product is annotated as tight junction protein 1b. Gene Ontology annotation, cellular component: plasma membrane; bicellular tight junction. The record is from RefSeq and is a predicted model, not a curated record. Gene Ontology annotation, molecular function: cell adhesion molecule binding. Lineage: Eukaryota; Metazoa; Chordata; Actinopteri; Cypriniformes; Nemacheilidae. Gene Ontology annotation, biological process: positive regulation of blood-brain barrier permeability; protein localization to cell-cell junction; establishment of endothelial intestinal barrier.